CUACCCAAAGUUCUCAUGCUGUCCGGUGUUCGGAUCAAGACAGAAGAACAACUACGGACAACAGUACACAAUUAUGUUAGUGCAAUAGAUCCCCGGGCCGUCGUUGAAUGGAUCUAUCCGUUGAGAGAUACAUUGAAGCUGCUCAAUUUGGGGCACAAAAGGUUGAAACUCGAACGCUAUUUGGACUUCUCAAAGCAAGAAGCAGAGCGCACCGGUAUUCCACCCGUUUACAAACGCAACUGUGUUGUUAGUUUGGACGCUAUUUCCGUCUAUUCAUCCAACCUAGCUGUCGUCGAAUCAUCAAUCGAAGCUGAAAUUGCCAACCUGGGUCUUGACAGUUCCAGUAGGACUGCGCUUCUGGAGACACACUCCAUCAAAUCCCCUCACACUGGAGUCGUGUUUGUCGGCUUCGCUACUGUUCAAGAUGCAAUCCGCGUUGCAAAAGGAUUUUCAACCCACUUACACGACGUGGUUCCAGUUGAAUAUAGCAUUCACGCUGAAAUUCGUGAUCAGUCUAAUUGCUGGCCCCAAAUUUUCCUCAGCCGUUUCCACCCCAGACAGUACGUUCAAAUGCCGUUCCGACGAGUUAGGCUUGCUCCAUGGCCCUCCGAUAUUUUGUGGCGAAAUUUAAUGGCCACUCGGCGACGUUCUCAUUGUUGGCCGCUAGGACGUGUCGUCCAGUCUGUAAUCAUCUUCCUCUGCUGCCUCAUUCUUUCGUCCCCGUCAUAUCUUCUGGUAGCAAUGAAUCGAUACAACCUACUUGACUGGUUGGGCCCUAAAAUGAGCGUCUUCUGCUACCAGUGGCUCCCGUCUCUCAUUCUAGUGGUUGCAUCAGCCUCAGUGAAGAAACUAGUGGUCGUCAGCGAAUCAUGGAACGCACAUGAAACAUAUGGGAAUCAGGAGAAAGCUGGCCAAAGAAACUUAUUCGCUUUUUUGGUGAUCACUGUGCUUAUGUUUCCCUCUCUUGGUGUCAGCGGUCUCCCAGCGUUAUUUCGGUGGUGGAACGAUUCGCAGGAAGAAGUGAAGCGCCUCCGAUUGGAAUGUACCUUCAACCCCGACAGCUCAGCGUUGUUCAUCAAUUAUGUGAUCACACGUACUGCAAUGUACUCUGCUAUGACUCUAUUCCAAACAACCAGGUGGAUCAUCUUCUCCCUACGGUGCCUGAGAGCCCGCUCAUCCGCUGAACUCAGCUACUUUGCUCGAAAAUUUACAUCGCCAUUCCCCUACCGCCAGCGGUAUGCGUACAUGUCUCUGCUCCUGAGCAUUGUGAUUGCAUACGCUCCUGUUGCACCCAUCAUACUUUUGUUCGGAUUACUCUAUUUUGGUUGCGAGUACUUCGUGUGCAAGUACGUCAUGGUGAACCUGUAUUACGCUCCAACGACGUAUGACUCAUUGCGGAACAACGACCCAUCGGAGGCGUUCCCCGAUCGCAUAUAUCAUGUGUCGUGGUUCAUCCAAUGCACUCGCGCUGGUCUCACCGGGAUUUGCUUGGCCUGCCUGAACCUGGUCGUGUUCUUCGGUCUUCGGGUGAAAGUCGCACAGAACAAGACGGUCAGCUACAUCCUUUUCACUUUGCUUAUUACUUCGAUUAUCGUUUGCAUCCUGCUUCCUUGGAUUCCAGAUUAUAGUUGUGACUGGCUUUACCUCCUCUGCUCGAGCAGAAAGGAUGCAUCGGUCCUUCAGUCCCAGUAUCCCCAUUCACUGGCUGCACAGGAAUUACUCACCCCAUCAGAUGAUGAGCACCCUCAAUGUCAACAUGAAUACAUUGCGCCCUUUUUACGCGACCUGGUGAAUCCGUCUGUGACCUGAAGCGGAUAGCCUAUUUGACCCCCAUGUCCUUUGGAAUUGGAAGGUUUCUCUCUUCGCACAGGCAUCAAACAACGACUUUCCUCAACAAACAUAAAAGGAUUCAUAGUUCAACAAUAUUUGGCGGAACUUAAGUCUUAAUCAUACCACGGUCAGAUUAUCAGCUACAAUUAAUAUCUAAGCUUGUGAAUAUUAGUAUCCGUUCGACCUUUGUCUCAGUUCUUUGUACUCGCUACCGCUUCCUGUGAGAAUAUGAAUCCCAUUGGUCUACC
Dicrocoelium dendriticum is the source of this 2078-nucleotide messenger RNA. The record is from the annotation of a GenBank genome assembly. Lineage: Eukaryota; Metazoa; Platyhelminthes; Trematoda; Plagiorchiida; Dicrocoeliidae.